Trachymyrmex septentrionalis is the source of this 2239-nucleotide messenger RNA. RefSeq names its product nucleolysin TIAR-like. The transcript is spliced from 9 exons. Lineage: Eukaryota; Metazoa; Arthropoda; Insecta; Hymenoptera; Formicidae. The coding region runs from base 90 to 1304 and encodes 404 amino acids. Gene Ontology annotation, molecular function: mRNA binding. The record is from RefSeq and is a predicted model, not a curated record.
AGAUAAUUGCAGUCAAUCAUCAUUGAGUGAGAAAACUGGUAAUAAUCGCCAGGUGGAUGCGGCUGUAUCUGUGGCCGUGAUACGCGAAAAUGGCGGUUGCGCCCGGUAAGAAUAAAUUGAAAAUGGGCAGUGCGGGCCGAUACUACGGUGCUUAUCUCAUCUACGACGUGGCAAACUCAUGCCUCGCCGCCUUGCACGCCAAGAUGCCUCCUCCGGUCGUCGUCACGCGAACCAACCCUCCGUCUCCUGUGCACGUCCAGAACCCCCAACAUUAUCACAUAUUUGUUGGAGACCUGAGUCCGGAAAUCGAGACACAUACCUUAAGGGAAGCUUUCUCAGCCUUCGGAGAGAUCUCAGAUUGCAGAGUUGUCAGAGAUCCCCAAACUUUAAAAUCUAAAGGAUAUGGAUUUGUUUCGUUCGUCAAAAAAGCGGAAGCAGAAAGUGCGAUCGGCAACAUGAACGGCCAAUGGCUAGGUGGCAGAAGUAUUCGGACAAAUUGGGCCACUCGCAAACCUCCCGCACCUAAAUCUGAAGCAAAUGCAAAGCCAUUGACGUUCGAUGAAGUUUACAAUCAAAGUAGUCCGACCAACUGCACGGUAUACUGCGGCGGUUUGACCAAUGGUUUAACAGAAGAACUCAUGCAGAAAACUUUCUCACCCUUCGGAUCCAUCCAAGAAAUUCGAGUAUUUAAGGACAAAGGUUAUGCUUUUAUCAGGUUUUCUACUAAGGAGUCGGCUACGCACGCCAUCGUAGCGGUACACAACACAGAUAUCAACGGCCAAACGGUGAAGUGCAGUUGGGGCAAGGAGAGUGGAGAUCCUAAUAAUGCUCAACAAACUGGACAGGCGUUAUCGUCGGCGACGUACCCAUACUACGCGGCGGCGGCAGCUGCCGCCGCGGCGGCGGCGGGCGUCGCGGGUGUCGGAGGCGUUGGUGGCGUCGGCGGUGCUGGACAACUAGGAUACUGGUAUCCGCCCCAAUCUUAUCCCACGACAGCGACACAAAUGCAAGCUGGUGGCUUUCUUCAAGGCAUGCAGGGAUAUACCUAUGGACAGUUCGCCGGAUAUCAACAGGCGCAAUAUAUGGGAAUGGGAAUGGGUGCUGUUCAUGCUGCUGGCACAGCGGCAGGAUGGGGUCAGGGAUUACCUGGGGGACCACAGUUACCACCACACCACGCCACGACGGUCACGGCACCCCCAGGGGUACAAGCCGCACCCCCGCCACCACCGCCACCGGCACAAAUGAUGGCCUACCCGAUGCAACAGUUCCAGUGUGUUCUUGGUUGCGGUCCAGCUAGCGGAUGAGGACUGGCUGACGCCUAGCCUUCUAGUGUGAUGGUAAGCAAGUACACCCCACCAACAGGAACAACUUCUACAGCAACAACAGUUACCACCACCAUCACCACCAUCAUUUCCUCCUCCACUACUACCACCACCUCCAACAACAACAACAACAACAACAACAACAAUAACAACUUUUCCGUCAUCAUCGAUGCACAAUCGACCGCGACAGCAAAAGCAGUAGAAUUCAUGCCACUUCCGGCUUGACAACACGCGAGUCAAAAGGCAGUAAUCACGAAAAACAGAUAACACUUGUUUAGUAAAAACGAAGAAACAAAGUGAGAAAUAAAAAAAAUAGUAAUUAAGAAUCAUAAUCCUAGGUAAUUUUGCGCAAGAUGCAUCCAACAUCCCUAUAAUUCCCUUGUAAGUUUUCACGUCCAGUGUAAGAGAAAAGAACUGCUACCGAUUAUUAAGCGGAGAUACCUCUCGUCCAGUCUGUAGGAUAAUCUAGCAUCUUAUUCGGCUUGAAGAAAUAGAUAGCGUUUGCCGUUACAGCAGUAUCCGAAGCUUCAAUACAAAACACGAAAUCCGGCAUACAUGUGAAUAAGUCAUUCGACGGUCUGACAGUGUUUUCUUUUUUUUUUUCUUUUUUUUUUAGCGAAACUGGCCAAUUAUACUAUGUAUUGUCCAGCGAUAAUGAGAAAAACGAGUCCGCAUACGUUCAACGGGGUCGUAGUUUAUCAGAUUCCUUUUAACAAAGAGCAUAAAUUUCUUGAUCCUCUCUACGAUAAAAAGAAGAGUGCCGGAUACAGAUUCGUUACACGGAUUCAUUAUUUUUGUAGUUUGGGCUUAACAGCGAAAAAAUAACUCAAAGACAUAAUGUCGAAAGGGACGCUCGCGGUUGAAUGCGACGACUGGCGAGCGGCUGCAGUGUAUAAAUGAUAAAUACAAAGAUUAAU